Messenger RNA from Scomber scombrus (Atlantic mackerel), 1916 nucleotides. RefSeq names its product suppressor of cytokine signaling 3b (gene socs3b). Bases 432 to 1127 code for a protein of 231 amino acids. The transcript has 3 exons. The record is from RefSeq and is a predicted model, not a curated record. Gene Ontology annotation, molecular function: 1-phosphatidylinositol-3-kinase regulator activity. Gene Ontology annotation, biological process: phosphatidylinositol phosphate biosynthetic process; intracellular signal transduction. Gene Ontology annotation, cellular component: phosphatidylinositol 3-kinase complex. NCBI's taxonomy places the organism in Eukaryota, Metazoa, Chordata, Actinopteri, Scombriformes, Scombridae.
GGCAGAUACCACCAGCGCUACAUUCCUCCGGUCGGGACACAAACCCGCACACUUUUUCUGGAUACUUUUUUUUUUUUUUUUUUCACUUUUGGGGGGGAUUUUAAUGCCUGAGUUAAUAAUUUAUCUAGCACUACUCUCGGGUAGUUUGCAUAUCUUGUGGUGCUUUUGCGACGAGCGCCUGCGGUGCGGGGCUGCACAUAUCCGCAAGCUGUGUGUAGGUCUCUCCCAGCCCCUCUCUGGAUGCAUCAGACUCCUCUGCCCCGGGGCCCUGGACCCGGUGUGUGACCCCGCCGCCCUCGCCCCUUUCCCCCUCUCCUUCCUCUCCUUCCUCUCCCUCGGCCCCCAGCUCCUUUCCACCUGUCUGCUUCGGCACUCCUGCUCUGGGCCCCCUGCCUCUCGGCCGGCGGGCGGAGGCAGGGGGCCAUGGCGCCAUGGUAACCUCCGGUGGACGCAACCCCCUCGCCAUGAGCAGCGGGACCCCUUCGGAGGGCAGGGUUCAGGGGUCGAACUUUACCCCGCAUCACUACAAGCCCUUCAGCUCGCACGCACACUACCAGCAGGUGAUGCGUGCUCUGCGUAAGCUCCAGGAGAGUGGGUUCUACUGGGGGGCUGUGGGGGGACGAGAGGCUAGCUCCUUGCUACGCUCUGAACCCCCGGGCACCUUUCUGAUCCGGGACUCCUCCGACCACCACCACUUCUUCACCCUCUCUGUCCAGACGACCCGCGGGACCAAAAACCUGCGCAUCCACAGCGAGGGAGGCGGCUUCUUCUUACAGCCGGACUCCCAAAGCACCCAAGUGCCCCCGCAAUUCGACUGUGUGCUGAAACUCAUAGCGCACUACAUGGGGAAGGGGCCCGACGCCGCGAGGAGCAGAGAGGGAGCGUGUGGUGGAGGGGGGAACUCGGAGGCUGCAGACAUGAAAGGACGCAGCGUGUAUCUGAUCCACACGGGUGGAGAGAGGAUUCCCUUGGAGUUGCGCCGACCCCUCUCGAGCUCUCUCUCGUCCCUGCAGCACAUGUGCAGGAGGACCCUGAAUAACAGAGGAGGCCUGGGGGGGUCUGAGCGAGCCGAGCAGCUCCCGCACACACUCAGAGACUUCCUAGAGGAGUACGAUGCCCCCAUAUGACUGACAGGAACUGCAGAAGUUCCCCAACACAUGGACCAGACUCCUGGAGUAAGGCACAGACCAGUUCUCAGCGAAUCAGAUACUGACCUGAGUUAAGCCGCCAGAAAUCAGUGAGGUCUGAAAUCAGCUGUUCCCAGAUCUAUUUCAACACUGACAGCCAUCGUCUCCCUCUGACCCGGGGGUGGGGGGGUGCUAUGGUAUGAGGAAGUGUGAUUUGGGUAACCACGGAUACCUCGUCCGUCAUGCCUUGCAAAAAAAAACAAAAAACAAACUGACCACUAACUAGUGUGAGUGGCAGAUUAAAACCAGAGGUCAAAGGUCAACGUUUUCUAUGACUGACUUAGACGCAGAGCAGAGCCUCGUAGAAGAUUAACCCGAUUGGUCGAUAUUAACGAUGAAUACACACCACCUGCGUUCCCGGUGGGGUUAAAAUGUGCUAAAGACGAAAACCUCUCCUCUCCUCCGACAUACCUGACAUUUACACACUUUGGAUCACUGGACACAGAGAAAAGACGAUAAGAGAACAGGAAAGCUCAGAGAGGGUGAAAGAGAGAAAUAAAGAAAGAAAAGGGGGGAGGGGGUUGCAAUAGAGGAAAGGCAAAGUCCACAAGAGGGCCAGAAAACGUACAGUGUUUGUGUGUGUGUGAGUGUGUGUGUGUGUUGUGGUGGUGGUGAUGCACACAUUUCCAUCGCUGCUUCCCGCAAAUGUUGCCUCAUAGAGGGAAGCGGGGUGGUCAUGCACGCUAUCUCCACUCACACACUCAAUCACACACACACACGCACACACAC